Coturnix japonica (Japanese quail) is the source of this 735-nucleotide messenger RNA. NCBI's taxonomy places the organism in Eukaryota, Metazoa, Chordata, Aves, Galliformes, Phasianidae. The record is from RefSeq and is a predicted model, not a curated record.
GCUCCGCGCCGCCGCCCCGCCCCGCCCCCGGCCGCAGUCGGUGAGUGGCCGCCGUCGGGAACGGACGUUCCGCCUUGAGGCUCCGCCGCCGCCAUGGCCGAUCCCGCCGCUCAGUCUCCGUUCGUUUCUUCUUCAUCGGCCCCUUCCGAAGCAUCAGGAGCGGCCUGUACGCGGCACGGAGCGUCGGCCUGCGCCGUGCACGACCUGAUCUUCUGGCGGGAUGUGCGGAGGAGCGGGGCGGUGUUUGGCUCCAGCCUGUUGCUGCUGCUGUCCUUGGCCGCGUUCAGCGUGGUCAGCGUGGUGGCCUACCUGGUGCUGGCGCUGCUCUCGGCCACCAUUAGCUUCAGAAUCUACAAAUCAGUCCUACAGGCUGUGCAGAAGACUGACGAGGGCCAUCCCUUCAAGUCCUACCUGGAGCUGGACAUCGCUCUGUCCCCCGAGUCCUUCCAGAGCCAUGUCACUGCCGCCAUGGCCCACGUCAACCACGUGCUGCGCCUCCUGCUGCGCCUCUUCCUGGUGGAGGACCUGGUGGACUCCCUGAAGCUGGCCGUGGCCAUGUGGCUGAUGACCUACGUGGGAGCUGUCUUCAAUGGCAUCACCCUCCUCAUCCUUGCUGAGCUGCUGGCCUUCACCCUCCCACCCGACCGCCCCCCCUCUAAUGAGAGAAUAAGGUGCAAUUGGACCACUACGUGCGGCAUGCCCGGUCCAAGCAAAGCCUCCCGGGCGCUGCGCUAA